Phodopus roborovskii (desert hamster) is the source of this 3723-nucleotide messenger RNA. It is a transcript of the gene Mamdc4, whose product is annotated as MAM domain containing 4. Gene Ontology annotation, molecular function: protein binding. NCBI's taxonomy places the organism in Eukaryota, Metazoa, Chordata, Mammalia, Rodentia, Cricetidae. The record is from RefSeq and is a predicted model, not a curated record. Gene Ontology annotation, cellular component: membrane. The coding region runs from base 68 to 3661 and encodes 1197 amino acids. The transcript is spliced from 28 exons.
AAAAACAACCAUCACCUUGCCCUCCACUUACUUGGCUGUUACUCUGCCAGCUGCACAGUCCCUAGGCAUGACCUGGGUCCCCAGCCACUGCAGAAGUCCCAUUGAAGCUGUAUGCAACUUUGUGUGUGACUGCGGAGACUGCUCAGAUGAAGCCCUGUGUGGUUUCCAUGGUACCUCAGCUGCCCCAAGCAUCCCUUUCACCUGCAGCUUUGAACAGGACUCCUGUGGCUGGCAGGACAUCAGCACCUCGGGCUAUAGCUGGCUUCGAGACCGAGCAGGAGCGGUGCUGGAUAGUCCUGGGCCUCGUUCUGACCAUACACAUGGCACUGACUUGGGCUGGUACAUGGCUGUGGGAACCCACCAUGGGAAGGAGGCAUCCACUGCGACUCUGCGCUCCCCUGUCAUGCGUGAGGCAGCCCCUUCCUGUGAACUGAGGCUCUGGUACCACACAGCCUCUAGAGAUGUUGCUGAGCUACGGCUGGAGCUGACCCAUGGUGUAGAGACAGUGACCCUGUGGCAGAGCUCAGGACCCUGGGGUCCUGGCUGGCAGGAGCUGGCAGUGAACACUGGCCGUGUCCAGGGUGAUUUCAAAGUGACAUUUUCUGCCACCCGAAAUGCCACACACAGGAGUGCUGUGGCCUUGGAUGAUGUGGAGUUCCGGGACUGUGGGCUGCCCAUCCCUCAGGCCAGCUGUCCCCUGGGGCACCAUCACUGCCAGAACAAGGCUUGUGUGGAACCCCACCAGCUGUGUGACGGUGAAGACAACUGUGGGGACAGAUCUGAUGAAGACCCGCUCAUCUGCAGCCACAAUAUGGCCACUGACUUUGAGACAGGCCUGGGACCAUGGAACCAGUUAGAGGGCUGGACCCGGAACUACAGUGCUGGCAGCAUGAUGACCCCUGCCUGGCCCCACCGAGAUCACAGCCGGAAUAGUGCAUAUGGCUUCUUCCUGGUCUCUAUGGCCAAGCCUGGCACCACUGCUGUCCUCUUCAGCCCUGAGUUCCAAGCCUCUGUCUCCUACAACUGUUCGCUCACCUUCUAUUAUUACUUGCAUGGGUCUGAGGCCAGCCGCUUCCAGCUGUUCCUGCUGGCACAGGGGCUCACUACCCCCCAGGAUCCUGUCCUGCUGCGGAGCCACCAUGGAGAGCUGGGGACAGCCUGGGUCAGAGACCGGGUUGACAUUCAGAGUGUCCACCCAUUUCGGAUCCUUCUAGCUGGGGAGACUGGUCCAGGAGGCAUCGUGGGCCUAGACGACCUCAUCAUGUCCAACUACUGCAGACUUGUUUCAGAUGUGUCCAUUCUGCAAUCCUCACGAUCUGGACCUGAGGCAUUAGCCCUCCGUUCCCAGACAUCCAUCAAGCGGGAAGCCUGCAAGCCAGGACAUCUCUCCUGUGGAGAACUGUGUGUGCCUCCAGAGCAGCUGUGUGAUUUCCAGCAGCAAUGUGCAGAGGGCGAGGACGAACAUAAGUGUGGUACCACAGACUUUGAGUCUGCCUCUGCUGGGGGCUGGGAAGACAUCAGUGUAGGAAAGCUGCAGUGGCAACGGGUUGAAGCCCAAAACAGGAAACCUGCGAAGGAUGCUAACCCGGAUAUUCCUGGGCACUUCCUAUCUCUGCAGAAGGCCUGGGGGCAGCUAAGAUCUGAGGCCCGGGCUCUCACACCUUCCCUGGGCCCUUCUGGCCCUCGCUGUGAACUCCACAUGGCUUACUGUUUUCACAGUCAUCCCCAAGGCUUCUUGGCACUGGUUGUGGUGGAGAAUGGCUUCCGGGAGCUGGUGUGGCAGGCCCCAAGCAGCAGCAUCGGGGACUGGACAGUGGAGAAGGUUCUUCUUGGGGCACGACACCGGCCAUUCCAGCUGGAGUUUGUCGGUCUAGUGGACCUGGACGGCCCUGGUCAGCAGAGGGCUGGGGUGGAUAAUGUGACUAUGAGAGACUGCAAUCCCACAGUGACCACUGAGAGUGACCAAGAGGUCUCCUGUAAUUUUGAACGGGACUCAUGCAGCUGGCACACAGACCACCUCACAGAUGCCCACUGGCACCGUGUGAAAAGCCAUGGCUCUAAAUAUGACCAUACCACUGGCCAAGGCUUUUUCAUGUUCCUGGAUCCCACGGACCCUCUUGCUCGAGGACAAGGUGCUAUGUUGCUCACAAGACCCCAGGUGCCGCUUGUCCCCAAGGAAUGUCUCAGCUUCUGGUACCACCUAUAUGGGCCCCAGAUUGGAACACUGCGCCUGGCCAUAAGGAAGGAUGGGGAGGAAGACACACUACUGUGGUCCAGGUCCGGUACCCAUGGCAACCGCUGGCACCAGGCUUGGGUCACUCUUCAUCACCAGCUAGAGGCCAACACCAAGUACCAGCUGCUGUUUGAAGGCCUCCGGAAUGGGUACCAUGGCACAAUGGGCCUGGAUGACUUGGCUGUGAGGCCUGGCCCCUGCUGGGCCCCCAAGAGCUGUUCCUUUGAAGACUCUGACUGCGGCUUCUCUGCUGGGGGCUUGGGACUGUGGAAGCGCCAGGGUAAUGCCUCAGGCCAUGCUCUUUGGGGUCCUUGGACAGACCAUACCACAGAAACAGCCCAAGGGCACUACAUGGUGGUAGACACCAGCCCAAGUGUACUGCCCAAGGGUCAUGUGGCCUCUCUGACCUCAGAGGAACAUCAGCCACUGACCCAGCCAGCCUGCCUGACCUUCUGGUACCAUUUAAGCCUCCAUAACCCAGGCACCUUGAGGGUCCAUGUGGAAGAGAGCACAAGGCGCCAAGAGCUCAGCAUCAGUGCCCGUGGUGGAUUUACCUGGCGUCUGGGCAGUGUGAAUGUACAGGCUGAGCAGGCCUGGAGGCUCGUGUUUGAGGCUGUGGCCGCCGGUGUGGAGCAUUCCUACAUGGCUCUAGAUGACCUUCUCCUCCGAGAUGGGCCCUGUGCUCAGCCAGGGUCCUGUGACUUUGAAUCUGGCCUGUGUGGCUGGAGCCACCUGGCUCGGCCCAGCCUAGGUGGGUACAGCUGGGACUGGAGCAGUGCAGCCACCCCAUCCCGCUACCCCAUGCCCACAGUGGACCACACCCUGGGCACAGAAGCAGGCCACUUUGCUUUCUUUGAAACCAGUAUGCUAGGUCCUGGGGGCCGAGCAGCCUGGCUGCGCAGUGAGCCACUACCAGCAACUACAGCCUCAUGCCUCCGCUUCUGGUACUACGCGGGCUUUCCUGAGCAUUUCUACAAGGGCGAGUUAAGAGUGCUCCUGAGCUGUACCCAAGGCCAACUGGCUGUGUGGGAGCAGGGCAGUCACUUGCGGCACCAGUGGGUACAAGUCCAGAUCGAACUGUCCAACUCUGAGGAGUUCCAGAUUGUUUUUGAAGCCACUCUGGGUGGCCAGCCAGCUCUGGGGCCCAUCGCCCUCGAUGACGUGGAAUACUUGGCAGGGCAGCGCUGCCGGCUGCCUGCAUCUGGCCAGGGUGAAAUGGCAGCACCUGUGUCUGUGCCAGCUGCUGUCGGAGGGGCCCUCCUCCUCUCCGUGUUCCUGGUGCUCCUGAGCCUUGGGGGUUGGCACUGGCUACGGAAGCAGCACUGUCCCUUCCAAAGGAGCACAGAUACAGCAACCUCUAGUUUUAACAACAUCCUCUUCAGUGCGGAUCAAGUCACCCUCCCGGAAUCCAUCACCAGCAGCUCAUAAAACCAGACAAGGCCUGGCUCCUAUACCAGCUCCCACAGGAUUCAGGAUUCAGCAUUCAGCCC